AUGGCAGAAUUCGACUUCAAGAAUAUUGCUGUUUUCGACGACAUAAAAAGGAAGUAUGAAGAGUUUGGAUAUAUCAUAAUACGCAAUAUUCUAACCAAAGACGAAAUCUCAAGGGUAAGGCGUGCAUUUGAUAAUCCGAAUGGUGUGAUGAAGAAUCAGUUCAAAUUACCUUCAGGUGGUGGUCGAGAUGUCAUAUUGAGUUUGUGGAACAAUCCAGGAAAUGAUGUCACCGGAAUGGUUGCUCGCAGCGAAAAGAUCGUCAAUAUUUGUGAAAAAUUGUUAGGUGGUGAGAUGUUCCAUUUCCACGCUAAGGCAAUACUGAAGGAACCAUCUGUUGGUGGUCAGUUCGUAUGGCAUCAGGAUUAUGGGUACUGGUACAAACAGGGAUUCCCAUAUCCGGACAUAAUGACAAUUUCUAUAGCGAUUGACGAAAACACCAAAGAAAAUGGCUGCUUGCAGGUGUUACGUGGCACCCACAAGUGUGGUCGGAUCGAUCAUGGAUUUUACGAAGGAGAACAAAUGGCAGAUCCAGAGAGAGUUUCUAAACUGAAAGAGAAACAUCAACUGGAUGAUGUUGAACUAAAACAGGGGGAUGCUAUACUCUUCCAAUCCAAUUUGCUCCACACCAGCGGUAACAAUAUGAGUUCCAGAAGAAGACUGGCAUACGCUAUAGCCUACGCAGCAGCUUACAAUGAGUCUGUAGCAGAACACCCAUUCGCUUGUUAUAAUCCCAUUCAAAAGGUUCCUGAUAGCGCUAUAACGGAGUGUGAAAAUGAGGAGGACUUGACGGGAAAGGUAUUUCUUGACCCAAAGAAAGAUGUGGCUAUUAAAGCGAAACAGGAGCAAUAA
Messenger RNA from Ylistrum balloti, 849 nucleotides. Its product is annotated as L-proline trans-4-hydroxylase-like. The record is from RefSeq and is a predicted model, not a curated record. The transcript has 9 exons. The coding region runs from base 1 to 849 and encodes 282 amino acids. Lineage: Eukaryota; Metazoa; Mollusca; Bivalvia; Pectinida; Pectinidae.